Molecule: messenger RNA, 10202 nt
Organism: Anopheles maculipalpis
Lineage: Eukaryota; Metazoa; Arthropoda; Insecta; Diptera; Culicidae
Gene: bchs
Product: WD repeat and FYVE domain-containing protein 3
Exons: 29
Coding region: 1-10167 (3388 amino acids)
Molecular function (GO): protein binding
Source: RefSeq, a predicted model, not a curated record
AUGAACCAAGAGGAAACAAAUCCCUUACGAGGAGGUGAACCGCCAGAAGAAGGCGGCAAGGAGGAUGUGGAAUUAGCAAUGCUUCAUCUUCGAAAACUAUUUGAUGAGUUUAUCAAUCUUAAAUCGUCAAUGACGGAUGCUGAGCGGGAUACGAAACUGUAUCAAAUGCUACCAUUAUAUUGCAAUGUGGCAAAUAAUGCGAGCCAGAAAAAAAACACGAAUCCGCACGGAUUUUCGCCACCGUUAUCGUGGGAAGGACAGGCAGCUUUUUGCCAUCACAUCAGUCAAUUAUUAGCCAGAGAAAUCAAGCGAAGAGCAUUGAAUCGAAGCACAGAAACUGCAUCAAAAACAAUUGCAUCGUUCUUGGAACUGCAUAACGUAUAUGGCAUUGAAGAAUCGGGGAAUGGAGCAGUUUUACUGACCGCUGUCAAUUUAAUGAUUAAUACAAUCAACGAUAGUUCCUUACAAGAGAUUAUGAUAAAUGCUUCUCUGCCGUCGACUUUAGUGCGAUGUAUCUACUUAUUUUUGGAUCUUCCAGAAGAAAAAGAAACAUGCUCUAUCAAUGACACAUGUUCAGAUGGUAAUGUGAACAGACAAAUUAGUUCAUUUCGAGUAUUUUCACAGAUAUUGUUGAAACUUUCCUCACAUCCAUUGACUGCGGAAGAACUAAUACGAGUCGAUGAUUUGAGCUUACUGUUUUCUACUGUAACUGCACAGUAUGGACCAUGCAACCUCAAGUGGCGCUCGUUAGCUGGUGAUGUUCUUGAUACUUUGGCCCGGUAUGGCCUAACUGAAGCAAUCUUAGAUUAUGUACAUGCGAAAGGAUGCAUGGCGCUCUGUAUUGACAAUAUGCAAAGAACUAUAACUUCCAAACCCUUCGAUAUUGUUGAAAUGUUGCUAUCUAUUUGUGGCUUUUUACAGCAAUCAUCGCUCUGUUCACAAAAGUUGAUGGAUGAUUUUAGGGAAUGCCAAGGAUACCUGUUUCUUAUCGAUUGCCUGCUAAAAUUGAACCAAGGGAUAGAGAAUAGUGACGGCAAUGAUAAACUGUACAAUGAAACAAUGUUUCAAAAGCUCAUAAACAUGAUUGUUUCGCUGUGCUACUGUGGAUAUGCUCAAGUGCCAUCGCUACAUGCAAUGGACGUUUCCAAAGCUCAAUUUCAGAUGAAAGAAUUUCGUGUUUCCCAAAGAUCAUCUAAAGCAGCUUGUUUGCGUAAUAUUAACGCAUUUUUGGUUCUGCAAACAGUAUUUCUACGUUCUGAAAACGCUUUAGUUUGUUGUUUGAUACUGGAUGCAAUUAAAGAUAUUUGCACAAGUGAUGAUGUGAACUAUUUUGUGAUUGAAUCUCAAAGCACAUUAAGUUUGUUUGCGGAAAAAAUACAUCAAAAACCAAGAGCAGUACAAACCAAGUUUUUCGAUUUGAUCGCAUUUAUAGUGCUUCAGCUAAACUUCAUUCCCCGUAAGGAGCUGAUCGCUCUAUCAGUGCUUUUAAAAACGAAUCAACUUUUAGAGAUCAGUAUUGCGUGCACUCGUACUUUUCUCUGUCUUUUACGACACAAUAGUGUUUUCGCUGAUGUUUAUCGAGAAAUUGGAGUCUUAGAGGUGUUUGCUACGUGCAUAAGACGGUACAAAGAAUUCCUCGAAGAAAAUAUGAAUACGGAAAACUUAUCCAGUAGCUCUGAUAAUGGAACAUUGGAACAGCCUCAUAAAGCAGACGAGCAGGAAACGUUAGGAAUGCUAGUUAUAGAAGCUCUCGUUCAAUUGCUGAAUGGAAAUGCGAAUAAUACAACCAUAUUUAAAAAUAGCGGUGGCAAUAAGUGUAUAUACGACAUGUUGAAAUAUAAAUUCAACACUCCAGUUGUUAUGAAAUUGGUUAAAGAACUUGUGUUAACUGUUGGAGGUGAAGAUGAUAUGUUACACCUCUUGAAAUCUAUUAAUUCAUUAGCUGACCUACACUCAAACACUGUGUUGAUGCGUAUUCGAAUUUUGCAAAUAUUGAUUGAAUGUUUAAGGGAAAGUCAUCGGACGAGAUCUGUUUUCCGAAAGGUUAGUGGAUUCGUAUACGUAGUAAACGUGUUGGACUUGUUGAAGAAUCAAUUUGGACCUAAGCAAUCUAGCGAUGGUCCUAGUAAAAUGCACAUUCGUCUGUUUCUUGUUGUUUGUCAAACACUAAGUGCUGCUAUGCGCUUCGAACCAGCAAAUGCAAAGUACUUUCAAAAUGAGGUAGCAAAUACACUAUUUUUGGAAGCUAUUAGGGACAUGGGAUGCUUUUCCAGAAAUGAAUCUAUUGGGGAUUGUUGUUUCCAUCAGAGAGAUCCUUUGACUGUAGACCAAUCGCUGGUGGAUGGCUAUGCGAAUAUCUUCAAGACGGCAAUGAGUAACAUGGAUAACGAAUCAUUAAGCGAUGCUUUAUUUCCCAACACGAGUGACGAAAUUUUACCACCGCUUCGGUCUGUAUGCAUCAUUUAUCGUAUUUUAUAUGAAAUUGUCUUCGAUGGGUUUGAUGGUCCUCAAAAAGUAGAAGUUCUACAACACAAUAAAAUAUGUACAGACGUGGUAUCGGAAUCUAAUCAUGAUGGCGCGCUGAAUUCCAUUGCACCAUCGUCCGGUUUAAACGAUUACUUAAUCGUUCAUCCAUCAGUAGUUUUGUGCAUGUUGAAGUUGCUUCCUUCCAUUGAAGAACAGUGUUCACAACACGACAAUAAUCAUCCUGUAACUUGGAAUGCCUUCACCGAAAGAGCAAUAGCAUUGCAGUAUUUUUUAUCGGAUAUUAUAAAAUCGUGUGUUCGCAGUGAACGCAAUCAGCAAAUAAUGUGCGACAACGGACUAAACGAAUGCAUAGUUCGGUAUUGCAAGGAAGCUUUGAUUGAUGAGCAGCACCCUCUGCAUAUGUCACUGCAGUACAUCUUUGAACGAUUGGCCGUGCAAGCGUUAAUGCCAAAGGAAUUGCGAACUUUUCUUCGAUUGGGUCUUAAAUUUUCAACUGAAAACGAUAGUUACAUCCUAGAAGACUUCAUACCACCGGUGCCAUUAACUCGCUUAAAAACGUUAGUUUCUAUCACUACACCGCGUGAUUUCAGAUAUCAAGGAUCAUUUACGAUGCCUCCAUUCAUCGAGAUGGAUAUGUCAACCGAAGGGUUUGCGUGUAUAUUUUUCCCGAAUAUUGCACCAAGUCAUAUGAACUCAGAAUACUCAUCUAUAACACAUCAUCUGCAUAGUUCAGUUACUGCGGGGUUAACUGUAAAUGGUUCUGGCAUUACUGGAAAUAUGGUAUUGGGUGGAGCUUCAUUUCCGGCUUUCCAAAACAGUAUUAAUAGAAAUACUAGCAGCAUUGGCCCACAAAUCGAAUCUAAUGUGGGGGGUGGCAUCGGUUCAGGAAACAGAACAUUUCCAUCAAACAACGGUUUAACUUUCAGCACAUGGUUUUGCAUUGAACGAUAUCCAAACGGAGAGGUGGCCGAUGGUAACACAAUUAGACUCUUUCAUAUACUGCGUUCAGAUGAUGGUUCUAGCGAAGAGUCGGUGAUCGUGUUCAGUAUUUCAAUCUUACCUAGUGAUAAAUCGUUAUCGGUUGCUACCCAGGAAUUUCCAUUUAAACAAGAAUAUUGCAAUGUUUACAAAGAUGAUUUUAUGUCCCGUGUAUGGUGUCCAACUUUUAUUCGAGAAAACGAGUGGCAUCAUGUGGGAGUAACAGUAGGAAAAACGUCUCCUAGAUCAUCCCAGGUUUCUAUCUACGUGGAUGGCCGGCAUGUUCAUUCGCAGAAAAUCAAUCCAAUCUGCAGCUCAUUAUCGACAUCAGCUAGAAGAAGUAAUUUUCAUGCAUUCGUUGGGACCCCACCUUUAUGGCGCAAGUAUUCUAAACUUAUCUGGAAGCAAGGAGUUUGCAAUUUAAUUGAUGAUACGUUUGAUGCGUCCGCUAUAGCUCGGAUAUAUAUGCUUGGACCGCAUUACAUAGGCUCAUUCCAGGACGUUCGAUUGGAAGACAAUGAAGAAAUCAAUCCGUUAGUGGCGGAAUACAGAAUAGCGUUUAGUGUCAAUCCUAAAGCUUAUUCGUAUAUGACAUUAAACAAAAUAAGGAAGGUGUACAAUCGUACGGAUGCCAAAGCAAUUGCAAAACAACUCGGGAUGAGCUCUCAUGAGAACGCUACACCCAUUUUAGUUAUGCAUAAUGCUGCCGGGCAUUUGACUGGUCCUGCACGUACAUUAGGUGGAGUACUCGUUGGAUAUCUGGGUAUUCGAAAAUUUAAUUCGUUUCCAGUGUCAAUGUCGUUAAAUACAGUUGGAGGAUGCAGCGUUUUGCUAGGAUUGGUUGCGAUGUCACACAAUAUCGAAAGCUUAUACGCAGCUGUUAAAGCUUUAACGUGUAUUUUGCGCACUAGUAAAUUAGCAAGACAAGAAAUGAAUCAACGUCGCUUUUAUCAAACACUAGCGAUGUUGUACAAACGGAAAAAAGCGCUACUCAAUUCACACAUUUUGCAUUUAACAUUCAAUUUAGUCGGCACGGUUCAUAGCGGACAUGAAAGUUCAACCAUACCAAAUAUAACGGCAUUCCAGGAUUUGUUGUGUGACUUCCCAAUUUGGUUGGACCAAUCAAAUGAUCUGAUUCGUUCCUUGUUGGAACAUUUUCUAGAACUAUGCACAGAAUCAAAUGAAAAAUUCGCCAAUAUUCGAAUUCUGCAGGAAUCGCAGUGCAUGACAAAGCUUCUCCAUAUAAUUGAAGAUAUAACUGACGACGGUGCAGAAAGAGCGUUGUAUUCUAUAGUACAAAUUUUGCUGUCUCAUCAGUCCAGAUCCAACGAUUUACUGCUGUUUGGACAAUAUAUGGCGAAAAGUAUUCCUACAAUGGAAAGUUGUACUGAACAGGACACAGAAAAUCUAACGGAUCGACAUGUUCAUCUAAGGAAUCGAGGCCUAAAAGUAUUACACUACUUAUUUUAUGGCGCAAAUAAUGUCAUCAAUUGGAAAUUUUGCGAUGAAAUGUUCCGAGUUCUAGGACUGGAUUGGGUACUAUUGUUCAUGCAACCACAUUUACAUUUUACAACGACAGUUUGGGCUUUUCGAAUGUUAGUUACAAUGCUAACACGUGAUGCCAUACUUGCUCGCUUUCGAGAAGGAAAGUGUGCCAAUGGCGAUGAAGGAUAUUUGAAACACACAGAAAUAAUCAUGCAAUCUCGAAAUGCUAUCUUGCUUUCAUCAAAAUUUCCUUCACAAGUUGUAGGAGCAACGGGUAAUAUUUCAAGUUUAGAGGAUAGUUUUAUUCUAAACCAAGCAUCGCUGCAGUCAAUGGGAUUCGCUUAUCUGGAAUGGUUACUACUGCAUCGUACCAAUGUGCCCGAGGUGUUUUCAUUGCUAGUCGCAUUAAUUAUUGGAUAUCCGGUAAAAUCGUCAAUCAUGCCCUCCAAAGAUAAUAAUCUUGAAUCAAUCUGGUCCUUUCUAUGGUCAUCAAACACUCAUACGAGUGCCAAUUGCACAACAGAAAAAAUAACAUUCUGCACAGAAGCAAUAUGCAUUUUGCUCAGCUUGACAAGGUCAAUUGUUCAUUGCAAAAAACCUGACGUAAAUUUGGCAGAAAAAACGCCGGAAAUAGCAGAUCACUGGUUACAGUCGCAUCCCGGCGAAAUAUUGACAUUGUUCAUGUCGUUCUACAAACAUCUUCCCGAUUUUGCUCCAAUUGUUAUGAGUGGAGAAGUUAUUACUUCACUUAUUGCUAUACUGUUUACACCUUCAACUACGUUUGAUAUUGAUAACGAUAUAUCAUCAUCCGUGGAACGUUCUCCAACAGCGUUAAUAAACACGAGUUCAUCAUAUACGCCCGAAACAAUUAAGAAAAAUACGUUCGAAAAUGAACAUAUAUUCGUGAAAAUGGGGAUCGAUGAAGAAAUAACUGCACAUGUCAUGAAUAUUUUACAGACCCUAGUGAUUGAUUCACUCGUUUUGGUGCACUCCGCCAAAUCCCCACCCGUAAUAGACAUGGUAUUAGACUUUUUUAUAAUGGGCAACCAUAUUUCCGAACAUCAGCGAAAAAUUUUCCUAACAAAUAUUAUUCUAUUGCUGAUGAAAAAUGAGUCCAUGGUAAAUAUUGCUGUUGAAGGGCAAAUUUCUGCUCCAGUCAGUAGUACUUUCGUUAAGUUUGGCGGGCAGGAACAUGUGGUAGCGAAUGUUUUUUAUGUAACGGCUCGCUUUGUCGAUAAGCUGUGGCAACAAAUGCUAUUGAUUGAUGGUCGAGAAAUUUUUGAAUACUGCGUUUGUUUAUUAAAACAAGCGAAACGGCAUGGCGGAUCUACAUCUGCCUCGGCACAUACUGUAAGCAGUAUAGGUGGUAGUGGAACGAACAUUACAAGCGCGAGCUCUUUAGAUUCCUUGUACCGUUCCUUGAAUCGUUGCAUACUUUAUCUUCUGGCAUACCCGUCCCCUCCGGUGAAUGAAAGUUUAGUCGAUAUUUUACAAAAUCUAAUGAGUAAUCGUUUAUUGGUUUUUGGAGCUGGGAAUCAUGAUCCAGAUUUCAUUGGGUGUUUAACUUACUGCAUACUGCAGUUUUAUAAGGGGGAAAACAUAAGUUUAUCCAGUACAGCUCAAUUCGACCAAGAAAGAACGACAACGUGGCAUGUGAAAUCACUGUUACAGAAUGAAAAUGAAGAAUACGAUUCUCGAAAAAUGUCAGAUGAUGAAAUGACGGUUGGCCCAUCAUCCAAGUUGGAAAAUAUAUCUUUCAGAGUUUGGGAAGAACUAUACGUUUGCAAAAAACCUGUAAUCGAAGAGAUAUUCAAAGUGACGUUAACACAACCGUUUCACAAUUCUCGUGCUCCGAACAUGGAGUGUACGCAUGAACAAAUUUUUGAUUCAGCUUUCAAACAUUGGCUGACAUACGUUGAAAGGGAGCGGCAUACUACCUCACGAAACCCUUGGGACGUGCAUAAUAGCAUACAAUCUAAAAUUCAAAAAGUGACUGGUGGUCUGACACGGCUCACAAGUCGUACAAAAUUAAAGAAGGAAGCUUGCAAAAGACAGGGAUUGCUAAACGAAGACUUUGGCAAUGAAACCAACAAACAGAUUCUGAACGGAAAAAUUGCACUUGUGAAGGAAUUUUGGAACUUUUGCUCGACCCAGCAAGGAAAUAGUUAUAUGCACAACAAACGGUACGUUCAUCAAGAUUGGUUACAAGUUGAAGCUGAGCUAAUACGAGAACGAGGUAUAUGGGGUCCGGAAUGUUGUGCUGAUUUCACCAAAUGGACCCUCGAUAGUACGGAAGGGCCAUAUCGAAUGCGAAAGAAGAUGUUGAAGAAUUUGUUGUUUUAUGUACACUACCCACCGCCAACUGAUCAAGUAGAUGUAGUCGAUACCGAAGAUCAUGCUCAUCAAAAACAACCCAAGAGCCGUGUAGCAGUUAGUUAUGACAGCGCGAAGUACAAUAAGUUUGUGCGAUUAUAUCAAAACAUGUUUCCUGAGCAGUUCGAGCGUGAUGUCACUGGAGGCAAUGGAUCAUCGCGUAGCAACACAGCCAAAAAAUCGGAAUACUCAAAAACCAGCCGAAUACAAGGAGACGAGAAAGGAUAUUGUAUAGAAAAUGAGGAGGAUUUGUCGUUCUCAUUGCCGGAUAAUCAAAUAUUGUUGAGGCUGCUGGAAGACAAAGAAAAGGUAUCUAACAUUUUUCGGACAGCACGUAUACAAGGCCUAGACACAUUCGAAGGUUUGAUGCUGUUUGGAAAAGAUUGCUGCUAUAUUGUUGAUGGAUUUACUUUGCUUUGUAAUCGUGAAAUACACGAUAUCGAUUCAUUGCCUCCGGAGAGCUUCGAUCCUAUUUUACCCAGCACUACUUCAGCAAACUGUUCUUUAUCUCGCAACAUUAGACAAUCCUCCAAAAUAUUUUAUGAAGAUAUCCGUGAAAUACACAAACGACGUUAUUUGUUACAGCCGAUUGCACUGGAAAUUUUUUGUGGUAGCGGACAAAACUAUUUGUUGAGUUUUCCUCAAAAAGUGCGUAACAAAGUAUUUCAAAAAGUGACAACCAUGGCAACACACAUUGCAGAUAAUGCGCAACAAUCUGUCGCAGGACAGAAAAGAACUGCAAAUGUAGAACAAAAUACUGGCCUUUUAAGCAGUUUGAUUGGAGAAACAUCUGUGACUCAACGCUGGGUGCGUGGUGAAAUAUCCAACUUCCAAUACCUCAUGCACCUGAACUCUCUAGCGGGUCGUUCGUAUAAUGAUUUGAUGCAAUAUCCAGUAUUUCCUUGGAUAUUGGCAAAUUAUGAUUCCGCCGUUUUAGACCUCAAUGAACCGGCAAAUUUUCGAGACUUAUCAAAACCUAUGGGAGCUCAAACUAAGGAACGUUUGGAACAGUUUCUCAAACGUUAUAAAGAUUGGGACGAUCCCCAAGGCGACACACCUCCAUAUCACUACGGAACCCAUUACAGCUCAGCCAUGAUAGUCUGCUCUUACUUAAUAAGACUAGAACCAUUUACACAACAUUUUCUACGUUUACAAGGAGGACACUUCGAUCUGGCCGAUCGAAUGUUUCACAGUAUUAAAGAAGCUUGGUACUCGGCUUCCAAACAAAACAUGGCUGACGUAAAAGAAUUAAUACCUGAGUUUUUCUACCUUCCGGAGUUUUUAGAAAAUUCAAACAGUUUUGAUCUUGGGACAAAACAAAAUGGUGAAGUUUUGAAUCAUGUCGUACUGCCACCAUGGGCAAAAAAUGAUCCUCGCGAGUUUAUACGUAUGCAUCGUGAAGCCCUUGAAUGCGAUUAUGUUAGCCGUCACCUACAUUUAUGGAUCGAUCUUAUCUUCGGGUAUAAGCAGCAAGGACAGGCUGCAGUUAAUGCUGUUAACGUAUUCCAUCAUUUGUUUUACGAAGGAAAUGUCGAUAUUUACAACAUCGAAGAUCCUCUUCAGAAAAAUGCUGCAAUCGGUUUCAUAAAUAACUUUGGUCAAAUUCCUAAGCAAUUAUUCCGCAAGCAGCAUCCAGCGAAGCGAAUGACUCCAACUAAACAGUUUUCUAUGUUAGUUGAUGUGAGCCCACUGAUACCACCACAGUCUCCAAUCGGAGGUACACCAGCGAUAAACUACGAGAAAAUAUUUUUCUAUCACCUUAACAAUUUGAAAUCCUCUCAACAACCCAUCAAAGAGCUAAAAGGUCCGGUUGGACAGAUAAUACAACACGAAAAAAAUAUAUUAUCAGUUGAACAAAACAAAAUGUUGAUACCCAAAUCAUAUAACCGAUAUAUAGCUUGGGGUUGCGCUGAUCAUUCUUUGCGUGUUGGUUGUUAUGAUUCAGAUCGAACCUAUCAUACGUGGGAAAAUGUAGAUAAUUGUGGCGAUAUAAUAUGCUGCACAUGUCCAAGUGUAAAAUUGUUAAUCAUAGCUGGCACUAGUUCUGUCUUAUCUGUGUAUAAUAUGGACGCAAAGAUGAAAAAAAUAUCCCUGAAACAAACCUUAUUUGGCCACUCGGAUGCUGUUACUGCGCUGACGUCGAGCACAGCCUACAAUAUCAUUUUGAGUGGUUCUCGCGACCAAACCGCGAUAAUAUGGGAUCUGGCGCGAUUGACAUACGUUCGUCAAUUAGUUGGACACAUGGGAGUAAUUUCUGCAGUAAGCAUAAAUGAACUGACGGGUGAUAUUGCAACAUGCUCUGGCACUUGGCUACACAUAUGGUCUAUCAAUGGCCAUCAAUUAGCUGUUGUAAAUACAAGCAUGGGUAGUUCUGAUCGAAUGCAGCAAAUUCUUUGUGUAACAUUUUCAAGUAUUCGCGAAUGGGAUACAAAAAAUGUCAUCAUCACUGGAUCGACUGACGGUGUAGUGCGGCUAUGGUCAAUAGAGUUUUCUUCAAAGCAUUCGCAGCUAUCAGCGGAGGAUCUAUCAAAGAAGGCUUUGAAUUAUAAAACUGACAUGAAAGACAAUAACGAGGAAUCACUAGAAAGUGCGGAAUGGGAACGAAAACUUGUUUUUAGAACUGAAUUAACUUUGCACACUGCGUACGAUCAUAAAAAUAAUGUGGAGCCAGCAAGUAUCACGGCACUUGCCAUAUCGAAGGAUCAUCACACGUUGUAUGUUGGCGAUGCUCGUGGUCGAAUAUAUGCAUGGUAUGUAGCAGAAUAUCCAUUUGGUAAUCCAGUACGAGUAACUAGUGGAUUAGCUCCUCCAAAAGUAAACAAAUUCUCUAGUUUGGAUCAUUAACAAUCUAGCUAAUCCCGCGUACAAGACAUGGACAG